Molecule: messenger RNA, 1201 nt
Organism: Lycium barbarum (goji berry)
Lineage: Eukaryota; Viridiplantae; Streptophyta; Magnoliopsida; Solanales; Solanaceae
Exons: 3
Coding region: 287-970 (227 amino acids)
Source: RefSeq, a predicted model, not a curated record
ACUUUUUGUUGGUUUGCUUUAUCACCUUUAUCGACACGUUUAAAUUAUUCUAUGUCUCUAUAUUCACCAUCAACAAAAUAAAAAAGCCAGCCAAGAAAAUAAGAAAAACCAUUCUUUUGACUCCAUUCCAAAACUUUCAUUCUUUUGUCUGAUAUCUCAGGUUAAUAAAGAGAUUAAUUUAAGGUGACCCUCAUUGUCAUUUCACUUGGGGAGUGAUAAAAUUUCAAUCUUUGUCAAGUAUCAGUUAAAACCCAAAGGCUAUAUGCAACAGUGCUAACUUUUGGUCAUGGCGCAACAGGAAGAAGGAUGGCCUUUGGGAUUGCAGCCAUUAAAUUUGAGAAUAGGUUUGGGUAAUAGAAGCAGGGAUGGAUCAACUUCAUUCAACACUUCACUUAGUGACUCUCUUACUUCCUCCACAGAUUCUUCCUCAGAUUUGGACACUGAGUCCACAGGGUCUUUUUUCCAUGAUAGGAGCACAACACUUGGAAGUCUUAUUGGUGUUAACAGCAUAAUUAAUCUCUCAAGAAGAUCAACAAGGGGAAUUAGACCAAAUGGUGUAAUGACAGAAGUACAAAAAAACAACUACAGGUCUAAAACAACAGCAUGGUGUUUCUCUUUGUGUCCAAGAAACAGCACAGAUGCUAAGAAUGUAAUGAUGAUAAGGAACAGUGACAGUAAUGCUCCAUCACUUGGUCAUUUUCUUGCAGUUGAAAGAAGAGCUGCUAAUGAACAUAAUAGAAGAAGCCACCACCAUAGUCCUUUGAUAUAUGGACCUGACGAAUUUGCAAUGGCAUUGCCUAAUAGAGACCAGAAUUCAUUGUUUGCCAAUGGCCAAAUUGCUCCACCUCAGUUGAGUCCAUGGUCAUCAGGUUCUGAUGAUAUUGAAAAUAGACAGAGGACCAACAGAGAAUUAGAUCAUGAUGCACAUGGACAAGGUGCUCCACUUUUGUUUCCAUGCAUGUGUGGAUGAUAUCUUAUAGAGUUUAAGGCUUUGGUACAACUCUGUGUAUUACCUGAUUUUUGUUUCUAAUUUGGUUUUCUUGAUUCGAGGACUAAAGCAGCAUAUUUUUGGACCUCCUUGUGAUUUACUUGAUCGUCAAGGAGAGUUAGUAGCAGUUCUGAUUGAUCAUGACGGUCAACUUCUUUUGAUUAUUCCUUGUUUUCUUCAAUUAAAGAGACAUGUUGGAGAAACUUUUUGUAA